Messenger RNA from Rhizoctonia solani, 1056 nucleotides. RefSeq names its product Retrotransposon-derived protein PEG10. The record is from RefSeq and is a predicted model, not a curated record. Bases 1 to 1056 code for a protein of 351 amino acids. NCBI's taxonomy places the organism in Eukaryota, Fungi, Basidiomycota, Agaricomycetes, Cantharellales, Ceratobasidiaceae. Gene Ontology annotation, molecular function: nucleic acid binding; zinc ion binding. The transcript has 4 exons.
AUGGAACCAGAGCCGUCCAUUACCGCUCUCCUCAAGGCUAUCACAGCCCUCACAGCUACAGUUGGGUCCUUACAGGACCAAAUUAGAUUGCAGAGCCAACAGCUCAUCAAGCUCAAGGCCAUAUGCAAGGAGAGACCGCCAACCUACUUGGUGACAAGGACCAAGGAACCCAAGCCAGCCUGGCCCAUUGACUGGGCCUGUCACUCCCCCACUCACACAGGGGGAGAAGCCCACACUCCAGGAACGGUUAGGCCUGGACUCAAGGCCCCCUUCCACCCAUCAAGGGGUACCAGUUUUGACUCAGAAGAAGAAGAGCCAAGAAGGGAACCCAAGAAAGAGCCUCAAGGAACGCCUAGAAGGCAUCUCAGCUCCCUCAUCCUUUUGACUCAGGGAGAUACUAGGGGACAAAAAGCCACCCAAUGGCUAGACUGCAUGCUCCUAUGGGUAGCCCUGCACAGGGACCAGUUUGACAAGGAGGAGCAGAUGGUUGUACAAAGCAGCCAAUUGGGCGCUCCCCCUUAUUGGGGCCAUCAUCAAGGGCAAGGGGAAUCCCCCUACUACCAUCCCGGCCUUAACGGCCAAUUCAAGGAAGCCUUUGCCAAUCCAGAUGCAAAAAGGGCAGCCGCCAGGAAGAUUGCUGCGCUAACCCAGACAUCCACCACGUCUGAGUAUGUUACCAAAUUCUGCAAUCUCAUAGCAGAACUAGAUUGGAACAAAGAGGUGUAUAUUGCCCAAUUCACACACAGUCUUCACUGGAAGGUCAAAGAACUCCUGUCCACCAAGGACAACAUACCUGACAAGUUGGAGGCCAUUUUGCUGCCUCCAUCAAAAUUGAUAACACUUGCCGGGAAAAUGAGGAGAAUCAGCCAAAAAAGCAACCAGCCAAGUCCUGAGGAUCCUAACUAUGUCACACUGGAAGAAAGGGAUUGCCGCUGCGCUUCUGGACUCUGCGUCAAAUGUGGGCAGAAGGGUCACAGGAUUAAGCAAUGCCCCAAUGGCUGGAAAGCAACCAUCAAGGCAGCCAAGAUUGCGGAGGACAAAUUGGGAAAAGAAUAG